ACUGAUUUGACAAUGACAUGAUUAACAUCAGAUGGACUCUACUAAGAUAACUACAAGUGACCCCUACUGGGAGCGGCCAGCUAAUGCAGGCAGCUGCUCCGCCGCCCGGCCCAAGACCCUUCACCUGGCCGGCCAGCAGCAUACCUCCUCACCAUGGCUGCAGGCUCUGAGGAAGGAGAAGUCACGUGAUGCAGCGCGAUCGCGGCGGGGAAAGGAGAACUUUGAGUUUUACGAACUGGCCAAGAUGCUGCCGCUGCCGGGCGCCAUCACCAGCCAGCUGGACAAGGCCUCCAUCAUCCGGCUCACCAUCAGCUACCUGAAGAUGAGGGACUUCGCCAACCAGGGAGACCCGCCGUGGAAUCUGCGCAUCGAGGGACCGCCGCCUAACACCUCCGUCAAAGCUAUCGGUACCCAGCGGAGGAGGAGUCCCAGCGCCAUCGCCUCAGAGAUCUUCGAACCUCACCUGGGCAGCCACAUUUUACAGUCUCUGGACGGGUUUGUAUUUGCACUAAACAAGGAGGGACGCUUCCUCUACAUCUCGGAGACCGUCUCCAUCUACCUUGGACUGUCACAGGUGGAGCUGACUGGCAGCAGUGUGUUUGACUAUAUCCACCCGGGCGAUCACGUGGAGAUGGCAGAGCAGCUUGGCAUGAAGCUUCCUCCGGGCCGAGGGAUGUCUCUGUCCCAGGGGACCGUCAACGAAGACGGCGCGUCCUCGGCUUCGUCGUCGUCGCACUCUGAGACUCCCGAACCAGUGGAGUCCAGCAGUCCCAGUCUCCUGGCCCCCGAUAACUCUCUGGAACGGUCCUUCUUCAUCCGGAUGAAGUCAACGCUCACGAAGAGAGGAGUGCACAUCAAGUCCUCAGGAUAUAAGGUGAUCCACAUCACGGGGCGUCUGCGGAUCAGGAUGGCUCUGACGCACAGCCGCUCGGUGCCCAAUCAGAUCAUGGGGAUGGUGGUGGUGGCUCACGCCCUCCCGCCGCCCACAAUCAACGAGGUUCGCAUCGACUGUCAAAUGUUUGUCACCCGAGUCAACAUGGACCUGAAGAUCGUCUACUGUGAGAACAGAAUCAGUGACUACAUGGACCUGACUCCAGUGGACAUUGUGGGGAAGAGGUGCUACCAGUUCAUUCAUGCUGAGGACGUGGAGGGAAUCAGACAGAGUCACCUGGACUUGAUGAACAAGGGUCAGUGUGUGACCAAGUACUACCGGUGGAUCCAGAAGAACGGCGGUUACAUCUGGAUCCAGUCCAGCGCCACCAUCGCCGUCAACGCCAAGAACGCCAGCGAGAAGAACAUCAUCUGGGUCAACUACGUCCUCAGUAAUCCAGAGUAUAAAGACACGCCCAUGGACAUCGCCCAGCUGCCCAACCUGCCCGAGAAAACCUCUGAAUCCUCCGAAACCUCCGACUCUGAGUCAGAGUCCAAAGAAAACUCAGGUAUCUCAACAGACAAUGAGAACACCAAGUCCGAGGGGAAGUCGGGUCACCAGUCAGAACGCAGCGAGGACCCGGAGACAGACAGCAAGCGUCAGCAGCAACCCGGCCAGUCGCAUUGCUCCUCUGAACAGGAAAUGAAACGCCAGGAAGAAGGAGACAGCUCGAGUAACCCUGAGAGCCAGGACAGCGACGACAGUCUGGAACCUUCCGAUGGAGAGGGAGACGAGCAGGAGGAGGCCAGAGGGGGAGGAGGACUUGGUAAUCUGGGUGGGCUUCAUAUUAAAGUAGAGCACUAUGGGGAUGGGGAAGAAGUACAGCUGCACAACUCGCAAACUUCUUCAUCGGAGGAAGAAGAGGAAGAUGAGGAUGAUGACGAGGAAGAGGACGGAGGCAUGCAAGAUUACGACAGUGCCAAUGGCGGAAGCAAGCUCCAGAAGAGGCGGAAGAGGAGAAAAGUGCAAAAAUGGGACGGAUCGCGAAGUAGGAGGCUCCGUCUGUCCUCGACUACGCCCAGCCCCGUGGCCAUGGGAGAUACCACACCGCUGGUUGACCCCUCCCAGGCCACAUCUGCCACCUCCUCCCACCUCCUCACCUCCUCUGGCUCCCCAAACAGUGCCGGUGCAACGUCCUCGGUCCUGAAGAUCAAGACUGAGAUGGCAGAGCCGAUUAACUUUGACAACGACAGCAGCAUCUGGAACUACCCACCCAACAGAGAGAUUUCCAGAAAUGAGUCUCCGUACAGUAUGACCUCCAAGCCGGCUCCUCCAGGAACCCACGAGACCUUCCCCUCACCCCAGGGAGGCUCCCUCCAGGUAUCCAUCCCCGACUCUGUCCUAACCCCUCCUGGAACUGAGGGAGGAGCCGGAGGAGUGAGGAAGCCUCCUUACAACGGAAGCUCUGCUCCGUCCUCUGCUUCCAGUGCUGCGAGUUUAGCACCUCCCUCCAGCGCCUCCUCUGCUGACCCCCUUUCUCCUCCUCUCUCUGCCUCCCCACGGGACAAGCAACAAGGCACUCCCACCACCUCCUCCUCCUCUUCUUCUUCUUCUUCUUCGUCCUCCUCCUCUUCCUCAUCCACUUCUUCGCUGCUGUACUCUGGUGACAUUGAGGCCCUACAGCGUCUGCAGGCUGGUAACGUGGUGCUCCCGCUGGUCCACCGGGUCACAGGGACUCUGGCCCCCACCAGCACCACGGCUCCACGGGUCUACACGACUGGGACCAUCAGGUACGCACCAGCGGACGUCACCCUGGCCAUGGCGCAAGGUAACCUCCUGCCCAAUGCCGCCAUGAACUUUGUCGACAGCUCGGGGUUCGGCCUUGACCCUAAGACGCCCAUGGAGAUGCUCUACCACCACGUCCACAGGCUCAACAUGUCGGCGGCGGCAGCCGCCGGUCCGUUUGUCGGAUCUCCGUCGGCCACGGGCGGGAACGGUGCCCUGGGAGGCCAGAUGCCAUCCGCAGCCAACGUUUUCACGACAGCAGAGGGACUUUUCUCAACGCUACCGUUUCCAGUGUACAGCAAUGGGAUCCACACCACGCAGACAUCUCUGGAGAGGAAGGAGGAUUAA
Molecule: messenger RNA, 3004 nt
Organism: Xiphias gladius (swordfish)
Lineage: Eukaryota; Metazoa; Chordata; Actinopteri; Istiophoriformes; Xiphiidae
Product: neuronal PAS domain-containing protein 3
Exons: 13
Coding region: 32-3004 (990 amino acids)
Biological process (GO): regulation of transcription by RNA polymerase II
Molecular function (GO): RNA polymerase II transcription regulatory region sequence-specific DNA binding; DNA-binding transcription factor activity, RNA polymerase II-specific; protein dimerization activity
Source: RefSeq, a predicted model, not a curated record